Messenger RNA from Nematostella vectensis (starlet sea anemone), 5492 nucleotides. Its product is annotated as protein shank. The transcript has 3 exons. Lineage: Eukaryota; Metazoa; Cnidaria; Anthozoa; Actiniaria; Edwardsiidae. The record is from RefSeq and is a predicted model, not a curated record. Gene Ontology annotation, molecular function: GTPase regulator activity. Bases 2370 to 4901 code for a protein of 843 amino acids.
UUUACGCUGGAGCUGCUGGUUUUUCUUUUUUAAAUUUUCUAAACAAUUUUGCUGUUAUAAAAUGGUACAACUUCAGCUAAAUCGCUUUUAUCUCGCUCGAGUGAAAGCGAAUCCAAUUGGCACAGUUUUGCCACAAUCUGACCAAGAAACGGGAAACAGUGUGAUGUAAAUUCUACUAUUUCUGAAAGGAAAACCCCUGUCCUAAACAUCCCAUUACAAUCAUCUAACCUGCAUUUUGGUCGGGAACGGUGAGUUAUCUGUAGGUUAGCUAACCUACGAUUAGCGAAUUUUAACCCGGGAUUAGGCGCUGAUCUAGGGUUAAGUUAAUCGGCCUUUCAGAAACCGGCCCCAGGUGAACACAUUGCUGCUUGCACGUGUUCUCAAAUACAUCCAAAGGGGAUUGUGGGAACUUUUGAAGAAGAUUUUCAUCAAGAGAAAUCGAGACGGACUCCCGCAUUAGGUUUGCGUUGAAUCUUGUGCCCGCGAUAAAAAAAACGAUACGCACUUUCUCGAAAAUAGCAUGAGCAAUUUUGUAACAUUUCUAUCACGAAAUCAGCUUCCAAAUCACGAGACCAAAAUAACACACGUCAACUAAAAGAGGACCGAUAGGAUUUAGGACUGGGGACGGCGGAAAAUGGCUUUGUUUUAAUUUGCUAUCGUCAACAACAGCAGAAAACAGUUUGGGAAGCAAAAUGUUUGAUUUCUUUCUUCCCAGAAGAGAAUAUUACGAAUGGCUUUCUGCGAAUCGCAGUCCAAUUUCGUUUUCGAAAAUCAGGAAUGGAGCAGGCCAGAUCCAUGUCUAUCCGGGCACCAACAAAAUAUUGAGGCUUGGUUACAUUUGAACAACGCGAUGUGACCUGGGCCGGGGCCGGCGGAGCUCUUUUGAUUUAGUUUUCCUUUAUGUGUUUGGAAAACGCCGCCGAAAGGGAAACCCGUAUGUAAUACAAGAGAAAGGUGUUCAGAGGUGUUGCACUCUAGGUAUUGGUCGGCGUAUCAAAGGGCUUUCCUAUUCAAAAAGAAGUAAAGAGCGAUUAUUUUAAAGUUAAUAUUUUAAAGGUCUUUAUUCUUUCUUUCGUUUGCAGCAGCUUAGAAAAAUCUCACUCUUUUUGGUGAAGAAAAUCUUGCAAAUUGCAACGAUGGCAAAAGCAAAUUGGAUAAAAACACAUUGACAAUUUUGUUUGUUUGUUUAUAUAACACACUGACAAAUUUGUUUGUUUGUUUAUAUGAUGUUAAAAUUUUUCUAUGAUAAGGUAUUCUUUUUCCUAUGCUAUGGUAGAGUCUUUAUUUGAAAGAUUUUGAAACAUUAACAAACUUUUAUGAUUAUUUCCGUUUUAUUUUAUGUGUUAAAUGAUAUUUCCUUGGGACUUGCCAAAACUAAGUAGAGGAUUGCUUUGUUUGUUUUUUCAUGAGUUGAAUUUUCCUUUCUUCUAACGAACUUUUAAAGAGAAAGAUCAAACAAUCGUAACAAUUCUUCUGUGCCGGCAUGACCAGAAAUGAUUGUUUCGCAAUUGUUCGGGGUUUGUUUCAUUUGCCGUUUAAUUACACACAUUCCAACGAAAAUCGCUUCUGAAUUCGCCGAAAUGAGUUUUAUCUUUUUCAAUAAGGACUUCGCAAAAGAGUCAUUCAUAAGCUUGCAAACCUCUCGCGGGCUUAAAACAUAACACUCUUUGGAGGUUGAGUGAAUAAACAAUAAACAACCUGGUGAUGUUAAAUAACUAUAAAUGGCUGUAAAGCCCGCCGACUAGCUGGUACCAUAUUGGUACCAUGUUACAAAUUUGACCAGGUCUUUGCGGUAACAGCAACUCUCACACGCUUUUUAUUACGAAGAGAAAACCGCUUAUUAUCCUGCCGUUGGGACCAGCUAACAUCUACUUCGUGCCGCUAUAUAACAACACAAGUGUUGCUUUAGAUUUACUAGACCUGUGCUUAACACUGGCGAGCCUUUCAGGGUUAUAGUAACCCAAGAGAAGGAUAACUUUGCUCUGCUGUAGGAUAUUGGUACUACGAAUUUUCUAAUUCUUUUUUUUUUUUUUUGCUUCGAUUUAGAAAAGACGGGAAAGAGAAAAAGAACAAAAAAGGCAUAAGUCAGUCCAAAAAGAUUCAAAACCUUUUUUUUUCUGAUACACUUUGUGGUUGAACAAUUUCCUUGUAAAUUGAAUCCCUUCAUAAAAUUUCGGUGCAAAUAACGUACGAUAUUUGCUCUAACUCUUUUAAUGAGUCUAUGUAAAAUGCUAAUUUAGAACUUGCCUUGUUGAACUUGGUUUACCAUUAGACAGAGUAGGAGUCCCGUCUAACUCAAUGUGAUCAUAUCAAGCCAGGUUCAACUAAACUAAAAGGCGGUUACAUCUCGCUAACUUACAAUAUCCGACAUGUUGAAGUUCGCAGUUAAUGGUUACUCGCCCCCAUUCUUUAACGCACCGGAAUUCGUACCCAGUCCUCCGGGCACUGCAAUUUACAAAGAGAGAGGUUGGGACGAAUUGUACGGUCUGUUACGAGGCUCGCAUGUGUCGCUCUGCUGUGAUUACUAUGGUGACGCCGGGUUCUGGUAUCCCGGAUGUGACAAGAGCUUGGCCGCUUUAGAGGAAAACUUGGGCCGGAGCCUUCUUAUCGGAGAGUCGCCCAUCUUCGGCAAUUACACUGACGAGAAUAACAAAGAAAAUUCAGAAAAAUAUGAGCUAUUACAAGAUUUACUGGAACUCCUGAGUGAAGCUCAAGGGAAAAGGAUGGAAGACCAGCGAGAAGAAAAAGACAAUUUCGAGUUACCGGACUUCCUGCGACAGAAGCCAAAGAACAAGACAUACUACGAGACAGAGGACGAUUCCGAGCCACUACCCUCUCCUCCUCCAGUAUUUAGAAUGGAGAGUCUGUUAUUCAACCGACCAGCUCCCAGACCACCCCUAGAUACCCCUCCCCCUUUACCACCCCCACCGUCCCUUGAAGAAAAUCAACAUGCAAAGACUGCUGGAAAUAUCAAACUCGAGGCAACUCCUCGCGAAGCUCCUUCAGAAGGAAAAGUGGGGUCGCCCAGUUAUCCUUUAUCUCCCCGUAAUAAUCAAAAGAGUUCGUCUCCUUCACCGGAGAGGCAAAGGGCUGUAUUUUCCGCACCCCAGCCACCUGUUGCCCCACCCCCUCCCCCCAUAGGGAAUUGCAGCAGGAUUCAAAUCCGUUCUGUUACAAGGCCUGUGUUACCGAGACGCUCAUCUUCGACACAUAUUCCGCCUUCCGGGCAACUGGACUUAAUAAGUGAACUCAAAGGCACAUUGUCGAGACGAAAACUAAGUAACGGGAAUAAAGAAACGGAAGCCAAAGAAACCGGUAAUCGCGAAAUGCAAGUGGAAAACUCUUGGAACGCAAUAAAUGAUGUAGAUGGACCUGAUGUUUGGGUUAAACAAAGUGAUCAGAAAAAGCGUAUAGAGAGAACGAAACCAAAGGCCGAGGAGUUGCAUAAGGAAGUGGAGCUCAAAGGUGUUUCGAGUGAUAAUAUUGAAAAGAAUCAGGAACGGAAUGUGGAAACCACAGUGAUGGAAUUGGGUUUGAGAACCGUAAAAAGUGUUCAGGGAUCAAAUGAGAAAGACUCAUCAAAGUCCCCGAAGAACAGAGAGGAGUUAGAGAGAAAUUUACGUGUUACGAAACGGAAUCAGGAACGGAAUGUGGAUCAUAGAAAACAUGAACGCCCAGUGUUAAGACGAGUAGGAGAUUGCAAGAGGAUAAAUGUUGUUCGUCCACGAGUUCAGAGCGGUACCCCUGUGGUACGGAAUAGUAGUGAAAGUACAAUCAACAGCGAAGUGGAGUCGAAAGGGAACACUGGGUCUGAUACUAUCAGAACGGAAAGGCCACAGUCUUUGGUUAGCCCUAGGGAUAUUAUCGCAUCCACAGAAAACAUCCGACAAAUAUCGGAAGUCGGCGGAAUGGGACGUACCGUUGCCCCAGUCAGGGCAAAUGCAAUUAUCAAAUACACCACAGGUCACCCGCACAGAGUGGUCCGUGCACCGAAUACGCAUCAAGAUAUUGCUGGCGAAUGUCCUGUUCAUCGCUCGGUCAAUACCGCCAACACAAGAACCAAACUUGCAAUGAAAACGAAAACAAAUCCUUCGCGAACAGGUUAUUCACAGAAACGGCGUCCAAGAACAAUUACCGAUCCAACCUACAUUCUAAGAGUAAUUGAAAGCAGUGAUUCCACUCUUCCGGAAUCCCGUGUUGAUUCCCCGAUUUCUAAUGAGCUUUGCGACCAGAGAAUGGCGACCUUGAGUACAAAUACUUGUACGUCGCCGUCACAGAAUCUAGUGACAGUUAAAUCUAGCUCUCUGCCACAGCGCCUAUCGCCUGUGAAUAUACGACAAUAUUCACCGAAUUUUGGAAGGCGAAACAGCGACCACGUGCCUUCUCAAGUCGAUUCUUCUCGGAAAUCCGUCGUCUCGUUUUCUCCAGAUUCGGCUAAUGGUAGUGAUGGCUCCAUAAAUCCCGACUCCCCAACCAGCAGUCGCCGGCAGUCGGACAUGCGCACUAAACACAGUAGCACAGGAAGCCCAUUGCCGCGAACUCCGUCACCUCCGACCGACGAAGACGAGGAAUUGGACAUGGCAAAUUACCCCCCUCCCCUCCCCCUCGAGGUAAUCCCCUUAGAAGACGAACUGUUACUGCCACAUACUUCUUUGUCGCCAAACGGUGGGAUUGACAAGAAACCGCCUGCGUAUGAAAUAAAGUACAUUGGUGAGGUGUCGCUGUAUCAAGAAUCGCCAUUCGCACCACAGGGAACCCAAUCGUUUGAGGACCAGACAAAGCCUGCUACCAAGUUGAUAGAUAGCGCGCCUAAAAAUUCUCAAAAAGGACCUGAUAACGUUCCUCAGUUAGAUCCUUAUGUUACUUACGAGAGUGAAAAUCUGAAGGUGACUUUUGUGUAAGAGUUCUUGGUCCCCUUCAAUGGGAGAAUGUGGUGUAGGAAUAAAUGAAUUAAAAUAUAUUUGAAUUUCAACUGCCUUGACAUCUCAGCAUACAGCCGCGUUGUCACCAUCCAAAGUGCCGACGGAAACCUCAACCGACAAGAGAAAAAAGAAUCUAUUAGAAUUAGCGCUUUUAGCAGGCCAUCCGUUCUAAAUUAUCAAUCACACCCUCAAAGAAACUUCAAAUGGACACACUGCUUUCACAUUGUAGUUGUAGUAUAUUUUUCGCGUUUUUCGUUAAGAAUCAUCAAAGAUUGUUACGUUAUUGUAGUUGUAGUAUAUUUUUUGGAUUUUUCGUUAAGAAUCAUCGAAGAUUGUUACGUGUGGGACUGACAAGAAGCCGCCUGCGUAUGAAAUAAAGUACAUUGGUGAGGUGUCGCUGUCUCAAGAAUCGCCAUUCGCAUCACAGGGAACCCAAAGACAAUGCGGUUUAAAUGUUUACACCAUUAAAAAGAGUGAUUUGUCAAAUCAAGGAUGCCAGAACCAUAUAUUGAUUACCAUAAAUUGGAUCAUCGUACUAUUUAUUUCCGAAAUAAAUGAGUCAUUUGGUUA